CAACUUGGUCAGUGCAUACUAACAAUUUUUUUGAGAUGAUUUAAAACAAUAGUGAAAGUAGAAGGGGAAUAUCGAUUAGUAGAUUGCUGGCUGGCGUCGCUCUUUCAUCCUCAUAACAGUAGCCAAAUACAGACACAUUGGUUUUUAACGAAGCCGUCCGACAUGAUACUGACACACUAUCCAAGGGAUUACCAUGAGCAGUUUCUUAGUGCGCACAUAACUCUUCCAGACUUCCUUCAGCUGCCGUAUGUUAGGCCCAGCUUUUUCAAAUACUCUGUACGCAUUGUCAAUUUCUACAACAAGGAUGGCAGAGAGAAAAGCCAUUCGGGCAAUCUUUUGUUCCUGCGUCUAAAGUCAUCAGAGCCAGAUGCUCACUGCUAUACAGAACUUGAAUUUGAUAAUGGGAAAAGAUAUUCUCGCUGCCUAACUCAACGCUCGACAGCAACUGGGCAGCAAGAGAAUAUAUAUGAUGUUAAAGCCGUUCUACCAGCACAUCAAGAAAAAGGCUGGCUGAAGGUCUACUUCGCGUCAACAGCAGAUAUAAUGACUGAAGAAAAUAAGCCUUUUCAAAAAUGGCGGUACGCUUUAACCAUGUGUAUACCUGUUUAUCAACAGCAACAGCAGGAUAUUAAUUCUUCCGCACAAGCAGACCAAACAAUAUCAUCAUCAUUUGAAUUUGUUCAACUCUACCACCUUCCUUUAAAGCAUUUAAGCCAGGAAUAUUAUAUUCAGCAGCCUCAAUGUUACUACUUGUACCCACUCCAGACUUACCAGUUCAGUAUAAAGUGCAAUCACAGUACAAUUAGGCAUACUACUAUUCAUCCCUCUCACCACAAGUUAGCGUUGAAAAGCCCGACUGGAAAACUGCGUAAACUGAUGUACUAUCCUCAAGACCAAACUUACGAUGGAAACAUAACCAUAUCAGAAACUGGUAAAUGGACACUUGUUUGUUUCAUAUCAGCUAAUCAUCAUGAUUGCAGUAAUGGCACUUCGUAUGUGGUAGCGCAGUGGUCCUGUAAUACCAUCUAAAGAAUAUUGAAUAAAGUAUUCGUACUUUGGACUUGCAAAUCAGUUAAUAUGCCUCAAGAUAAAGUAAAUCUUUGGCUACUUUCAAAUCUCCUUGUUGUAGCUUCUUUGAUUUAGUCGAAUUCUUCAGUAUAAUACACCAUCGAAAAAAAUCUUGUCAGUAUAAUAUGAGCACAUUAACGGUCUGGUUGCUGUUAUAAGUCACUGACACCUUAAAGAUUCAUCUUGGAUCUCUAACCGAUUCUAUGAGAAAGAGGAUUUUGCAUUAUGCUCCUGAAACCCAUGGAAGAAAGAUUAGGUGCUUAAUAAUAGCUCAUUCUUAACCAUCAACUAUGACCAUUCUUCGAUAAUUAAGUAACCCUAUACAGACUUCUCAGUUCAAACAGA
This is a messenger RNA of Mycotypha africana, 1413 nucleotides long. RefSeq lists its product as uncharacterized. NCBI's taxonomy places the organism in Eukaryota, Fungi, Mucoromycota, Mucoromycetes, Mucorales, Mycotyphaceae. The record is from RefSeq and is a predicted model, not a curated record. The transcript has 2 exons. The coding region runs from base 163 to 1029 and encodes 288 amino acids.